GCACACAGUGUUCUCGUACAUAAGCUGACGAGGUGUUUGUACUUUUUUUUCCCUCUCCACUUCGCACAUAGAAAUUCUUCCUUGCUGAACUUAUCUGUUCACCCUCGCCUCAUUGGCACGUUUACAGAACCGUUGGGCCAUCAGUAGAUUCAGUGGCAUCUCCGCGCUUUUCCCCCUCCACACAUCCUUUCACGCCUCAGCGUGCCCUUUAAUCAGCGCUCUUCUUCUGCCUUUGCACGAAAGCGCACUAGCAUAAACAUAGAAGUUUUCCUUUCUGUGAUCGGGUGAACUGUAUUCGGGUCUCUUUUUGUGUUGAUUGCUCCUCCGCUGCCUCUACGCCGCUUUGCUUUUUGCAUACUACUUCCGAAGAGUUUUUCCUUGUAGUGCAUUUAACAAAGGCGGCAGCAAUGCUGAGCACACGCGGUGCCAUCACCACCAACGUCGCCCUCGUUGAGUGCGCCGCAGGGCAGAACAAGGCAGACGCGAGUGUCUUUCUGUUGAGCGAGCUGGAGAAAGUGUGGGUCGCCGUCGCCGUUGUGGCGAGGCGUCUCCUGCUGGACGGUCGCGCGGUGCAAGUUUCCCCCUUUGGCGCGUUGUGGACGGAGGAGUACGUCCUACUGCGCGAUCGUCAGCAGCGCCCUUACACAACUCGCAAGCUAUGCUUUGGCAUUCAUCUGAACUACGCCAACCGUUACGGCAUUGACACGGGCAAGGUCCCUCUCGAAAAGAGCAACGGGGUGGGUUGCGUGCGGGUGAGCAUGGCGGACAUCGUCGCCGUGUGUGGCGUACCGGCGCGCACCGCGGCCGCAGCGCUGAGAGAGUUCUUCAUGUACCUCGGCGAAGGCCUCUCCCGUGGACGCAUUUUUCAGCUGGCGAUGCCCGGCGUCGCCACCAUUGCCAUCAAGCAGCAGAAAGUCGUACUGACCAUGAACGAUGACCUCCGCCACGCCAUGUACGAAAUUGACAGCCGCAAGUGGGCGGUGGAGCUCCGAGAGGAGGGACUGACAGCGCUGGCGCACCUCACCGCUGCUCCAGCCUCCGGCGUCGUCUCGGCGCAAUCGUCGCGGCCGUCGACGUCGCGUGCAUCGCGUGUGAGUUGGCGGCCCGUCCCCGCGCCGUCCACGUCAGCAGCAGUAUCAUCGCUCACAGAUGAAAAGAAAGCCGUCUUCAUUGCCGCUGCCCCGUCCGGUCGCACCUUCGAUGAAAUCGCGCAGCAGGCGGAACAGCGACGCAAGGCAGCGGAGAUCGCCGCCGGCGCAGAGCGGGAGAUGCGGCGUCGUCAGGAAGACUUGGACCGACGCAUCGAGCACUACUACUACUACUACGGCGAGGGAGACCGCGACGAGUACCACGCAGAUCCGAUGAUGAAUGAGAUGCACUUUUACGGGGACGGGGAGGGAGACCGCGACGACGACGAGACACAGGUCGCCGAGGUAGAUGAAGGUCAGCGCCGUCGCCUCCGCCCACCCAGUGCAUCGGGGGAGUCGAUCUACAACGUUCUAGCUGACCACCAAGGUCGCGCACCAGCGACGUCUCACCAGUACGGGCUUCAACCACAGCGACCACACGCGCCUUACCCGCCCCACAGCCGUAUUAUCGAUGAACCGGAGGUAGAGGUGAUUGAGAUGGUCGGCGACGAGCAUCCCCAUCUUGCGGAUGCGGCCGCAAAUGAGGAGGAAGAAGCGAGGGCGAGACGGCCACUGGCGCACAAAGAUGCGGAGCUCGAGCGCGUCCUGCGAGAGGAAGAACCGUUUAGCAGGCCAAUUUCGCGCCGCACCUACCAUGAGACGUGCGCAGCGCGAGAUUUGAUUUACGCCCAACCCUUGGAAGCCCCGGAGCGGGUCUCAUCGUCGUCGUCCGCUCCUGCUGCCGCUGCCGAGCCCUUCUCUGUUUUUCGACCAUCUCGCAAAGCAAACAACUUAGCAGCCAGCGCGGAGGUUGAGGAGCGAAGUGCGCAAGAGCCGACGCAUCCGCAGCCAAACAAGGGUGCGGAUAGCGGGCGGCAGCCACCGCACGAAGAAGCGAUCCGCUUUGGUCGUAAGCGCUUUAACGGGAACAGCUACGACGACGACCACGUAGGUAGCCUCCUUCAGUAUGGUGCAUAG
Leptomonas pyrrhocoris is the source of this 2105-nucleotide messenger RNA. RefSeq lists its product as hypothetical. The transcript has a single exon. Bases 408 to 2105 code for a protein of 565 amino acids. Lineage: Eukaryota; Euglenozoa; Kinetoplastea; Trypanosomatida; Trypanosomatidae. The record is from RefSeq and is a predicted model, not a curated record.